This is a messenger RNA of Drosophila rhopaloa, 1604 nucleotides long. RefSeq lists its product as uncharacterized. The record is from RefSeq and is a predicted model, not a curated record. NCBI's taxonomy places the organism in Eukaryota, Metazoa, Arthropoda, Insecta, Diptera, Drosophilidae. Gene Ontology annotation, biological process: response to endoplasmic reticulum stress. Gene Ontology annotation, molecular function: protein phosphatase regulator activity. The coding region runs from base 375 to 1319 and encodes 314 amino acids. The transcript has 2 exons. Gene Ontology annotation, cellular component: endoplasmic reticulum; protein phosphatase type 1 complex.
AGACCCAAGGUGAUUCAACGUCUGUUAUCGAUAAAUUUUCAGUGAAAAAGUAUGGAACUAUUCUGGUAUAAAACGUGUAAAACUCUGAAUAUUAUUGUGCCUGGACAUUAUAUCUCACUAUAUACGCUCGAAACUAAAGCGGAACUAGCCUACAACUGAAAUCAACUUGCGCGCAAAGGAUCGGAUGCAAGACAUACGUAACAUUUCACCAUAUAUGUGCGUUAUUUCACCCCAUAUUACAUUAGUUAAUCGCAGUAAUCAUGGAUAAAUCUGCCUCAAAUUGAGCUGGCCACAAUGCCACCCAAAGCCAAAUUCAAGAAAAUGGCCUUUCGCAAGGGAUUCCCACCACAGCAUACUUGUGUCUUUAAGUUUAGAUGUCGAAAUUUCACACCCUUAUGGGCGCGCUGUUUGACCCCUUCCUCUUUGUUCUCCGCCUGAUUGCGAACAUGAGUUCCCCCAUCUACGAACACUAUCGGUGCGGACCGACGCCGCGACCCCUUUCCACUGGCUCGCUGUGGAAGCCAAACAAGGUGCAUAAGGAGCCCGAGGCCAAACCCCUAGAGGUCCCCGAGGAUCUCCUGAUCCCGCCAAUGCAGUCCGACCCCCUGGAUCCGCUGGCCACCAUGAUGUCUUUCAAAUUAAUGGCCAUGGACGUGGUCAGUCAGAUGCAUACCGCCCUGCAGAAGUGCGUCAAUGCACAGAGUCCUCCGGGCGCCAAGAUGGCAGGACUCGAACUGGACGCCCUCCGCCGCUGCGUACCGUCGUCCUGCUACUUCUUCAUCGACCUGCACCCUCAUACGCAGACGAGAUUCAAGGAGUCCGCGGAGGAGCACUCCGCUAGUCAAGUGUCCAGUGACAGGAACAACAAUGCUGGAAGCUCAGGAGCCAAGGGGGAUCGCCUGCAGAGACAGCGGAGCAUCUCCGAGUGCAGCGAGGAUAGCUUUAUUUGCUUUGAGGAUGAUGCGGAGGAUGAGGAUGAUGAGAUAGACGACGACGAGGAUGAUGACGACGACAGCAGCGUUCAGUUCACAGCAUGCGGUGAAGAUGAGGAUACCGAGGAGAUCGAGUCUUGCGAGUGCGUUAACGACAGCUCAACAUCCGCCAAGAAGGUUCGUUUCAACAUGAAACCCGAAGUUCACGUAAUGCUUGCCUGGGACUAUGCCUACCGCGCCGCUAGGAAGAGCGAGUGGCAGUUGAUGGCCCGAGAUCGGGAUCGUUUUCAACAGCGUAUUAGGCGGAUCUCGCCCAUUCUGAACGCGGUCCUGAGCCCAAUUCAUCGGGAAAGUGUCUAUCAAGCUCGAUUCUUGCACGAGGACUAGAAUGUCUUCACACCUGAAGUAACUUUUGAUGUACAGAUUACAAUUAAGAAUGAUUACAGAAUUAAAUUAAGCACAAGUUGAUUGCGUGUAUACAGUGAUCAAUUUAGCCACUGAUUUCGUGAUUUAUUCUAUGAAACCAAAAACUGUUUAACCCUGUAAGGUAUAUCAAAAUCAAGCAUAUUUUUGAUCGCCUUUAGUUUUAUAACGUUAAUAAGUUUGAAUUUGUUGAUAACGGGAUUAGCAUAUAAAUCUAUAACCUUAAAUAAAUUAAGCAUUAGACGUAAA